Messenger RNA from Drosophila simulans, 3497 nucleotides. RefSeq names its product WD repeat-containing protein CG11141. The transcript is spliced from 4 exons. The coding region runs from base 332 to 2464 and encodes 710 amino acids. Gene Ontology annotation, molecular function: protein binding. The record is from RefSeq and is a predicted model, not a curated record. Lineage: Eukaryota; Metazoa; Arthropoda; Insecta; Diptera; Drosophilidae.
AUUUUAUAGUUCCAGUCCAGCUCGUUGAGCAAAUCAACGAUCUGUAUACAUUCGUUAGACAUCUUGAAUCAAAUAGAAAUUUGUUAUAUGUGCAAUAUUUUCAGUAAAUUUACAAAUAAGCAUCAAAGUUAUUGUGGAAGCUCGCAAUUUUAAAUGACCCUCCCAACAGAGCUGCCCACUUUUAUGUAUAUAGCGGGCGUUGCCAGAUGCCAGCAGCUCGGUUUUGUUGAUUAUUGUGUUGAGCCAGAGCAAAAAGGAAACACCGAUAAAAGGAGAGAACUGCGAAAUCCGGAAGUCCCUGUCCUGAGGCGCAAUUUCCCCCAGCAAGGACAUGGCCAGCAGCAAGGAGUUGUGCUCCAUCCGGGAGUGGGCGCCGCUCACGGAGGUCAUCGAGCGGAUUCCGGCGCGCCUGCAGCGCGGAUUCUUUCCGGCGAAUCUCAACCUGACCUGUGUGGAUGCCACCGAGGAGUUCCUGGCCAUGGGCAGCGACGCGGGCAUCGUGUUCUGGUAUAAUCGCCGCACGGGAGAGAUGCAGAAGCUAAAGGCGGAGGUGGCCACUCGGAUAACGUGCGUGCGGGUUGUCAACUCCGUGGAGUACAUGGUUGCGGCUGGGUGCGCCAACGGGCAGGUGAGCAUCUUCCAGAUACAGAAGGAGCUGCCACGGGACCUCGAUUUGGUGGCUCCUUGCACCAAGAGUCGGCCUAUUGAGCGGUACACUAUCCGGGAUCUGCACAAGUGUGUGAUCAGCUGCUGCGAGUGGUCCAAAAACGGGAUGAAGCUCUACUCCGGCGAUCGCCAGGGAGUGGUGGUGCUCACGGAGCUUGAUUACCAGGCGCACCUCAGCAAGUCGGUGGAGAUCCUGAGCGAGGCAUACGAGAUCGUACAGCUUAGCGUGCGGCAGAGCCACCUACUGGUGGCCACCCUUUACCGUUGCAUCGUAUGCCAGCUGGACGCUCAAACCUCGCAGUGGAACAUCACCCAGGUGGGAAAGAAGGAUCGCAAGCAGCUCAUCGACUGCGGGGCCAUCUUUCUGAAGAAGCAGGAAGCAAAUAAGCCGCAACUAGUCUGCGGACGUCCUGGCCUGCGCUUCUGGGUUGCAGACGCCGCAGGAAAUGUCUCCAAAACAGUGCUAUUCCGAGAUGCCGUUCUGCGCAGUCCCACCUGGGAAAUACCUAUUCUGAAUCCCAAGCAGCGCAGUGAGCCGUCCAGUACCCACCACACCACUGCGUCCACAUCUUCGACUAGACCUUCUGGACUAGCAGAUGGCGAUGCAGGCUACGUGGCCAGCAGCAACUUCCGGCAACUAUAUCUCUACGAUGGCCACGACUCACUACUGGUAACACACGACGAUGCAACUCUGUACAUACUCAACUUGGAGCGACUCAAAGUAGAAGCCGUUGCGCGAGGAUUCCGGAAGAUCCUUGAUUUCUGCGUCUGUGGCAAAGAGAUCUUCGUGCUGGAGGGCAAUCGAACAUUGCUGCGUCUAGCUCCGUUGCCGGAACCACCAAACAAAACGGCCAAAGUCAUCUUCAAUCCCCUGAUGCCGCCUCCAGUUCCGGUUCUAGGAUCGCACCUAUCACAAUUGGAGUCGCCGAUGGAGCUUCAUGCGGAGCCCGUUCUUCAAAACGCAGAGGAGUGUUUCGAGCUUUCACCGGGGGAGCAACUGAACCUGAAUGUGCCCAUCGAAAUAGCUGUGGAGUCGCCACUGACUCAACAAAAUCGCCGCUUGGAUAUCUUCCGCCGCAUCGGAGAAAUGGACUUCGAGCAGUCCAUUGUUCACACCACCCGCAAGACAUCCGUAGGCAAACCGCCCGAGGCCAGUGGUGUGGGAAUUGUUGAGAUUGGCCAUGAGACUCAUGAGCUUCGGCUGCCGCUUACCAAUGCCGCCACUCUAAUGGAGGCGAGCUACUGCCAAAUGGAGAACAAUGGUCUGGCCUCUCCGCUGGACAUGAAGACAGCCUUCCUUCAGCAUCUGCCCGAUGCGCUAAGUCCCACCACCUUGCAGAAGACCGUUGCGGAAAAGGCUAAGACCCUGGCCGCCGAGCUAGAUCUGCCCGAGGUGCAUCUAGCCCCGUUAUCGCAGGAGGAGCUUCAUGCUGUCCAGGCUCAGACCCCCCAACUAAGCGAACCGCUGAUCAGGUGCUAUCCCACGCACCUGGAAGAGGCCAGUGUCCAAACGAGUUCGCGGGAAAAUCCAACCAACCCAGCAGAUGAUUAUCAUGUAGGCGAGCCCGUAGACGGGAUACGGUCAUUUGGCGUCUCCAAGCGUAAGAUGGCUCCGCUUAAGUUCGUCAUGAGCCAGCCAAAGCCGACUCUGAAGUUGGAAGAGAACAGGGAUGAGGAGGAGUACACCAGCUUCCUACCCGACUUUAGGCGGGCUGGCGAUCCACUGGCGAGCCACAAGGAAACGCCAGCCACCAGUGACUCAAACACCUCCAGCGAGUGGGAGUUUUUGGACAACUAGUUCAGUAUUAGAAUUAAGUGCAUACUCAUUCGAUUCCAUUUGCAUUUUCGCACUUUAUUCUCCUUGUUUCUAUGUUUGCAAAAGUGUUGUGUUUAUCAGAUUGUGAUCACCGUGAUUUAGUUACUCUUUUUAGUGAAAUUUACAUAAGUGUACAUAAUGUUAGACGUAUCGUAUACUGACCCCACCAGUAUCUACAUAAAUACAUAUAUUUCAAGUUCGAAAGCAACCCAACCAUUCUUUAACACUUGCUGAUCCCAAAAAUUGUAUCGUUUAGCACCUAAGCACCAGUGUAAAAUAUUAGCCUUUAUUUGAUGUUAUUGUACGCUUGUUUAAGAUAUUCGAAUACUUUAAGUAUUUGCUACUCAAGUUCAAGGUCGCUUUGCAAUCACGAAAUACAUUUAUUUGAUACAAGUGCAAACAUUUCGUCCAAAGGGUGUCCCCCCAGCAGGAAAUGGAUACGGACUGAUACCGCGUACUUGGUCGUUGCUUUUUUUCUGGAACUACGUGUCAGACUUGAGCCGGCGAUAGAGUUGCAUGUGAGGGAAACGAGACGCCCACGCCCACACCCACUGCAGCAUGUGCCCGGUGCCCGGUCUGCUGAUUGCUCCAGCGUAGCAAUUCGGUAUGGAACCUUCUUGAUCUGCAGUGCAAACGGACCGGCCCACUGCAUUGAUUGAUCAACAAAUAGUAAUUCGAGCUCCCUUCGCACUCAAUUGGCUGCAAUAAUGGAAAGUUUUGAGAAGUUUCGCUUACAUCUGGCUUCCAGAAGAUUCGACGAAGCCUUCUGCCUGCUCUCACGGGAAGACUCAGCUAAAUGGUACCGGAAAAUUGAAUUCUACUCAUGCAUGUAUGCAGUUCCAAUCGAACAGAUGGUAAUGAGAUUUUUUGAAAUUGCUUAUAAUUAUGAUGAUGUUAUGAUGUAAGGAGGCUAAGGGAGCUUUUAGGGCUAAUGGAGGACAUUCAUAUCCGUACCCCAUCGGUCAGUAAAGAAUUGUAUCUAUGUAUAAAUAUAAAAUAUAAAAUCAAGAGAGAA